Messenger RNA from Penicillium subrubescens, 1095 nucleotides. RefSeq lists its product as uncharacterized. The transcript is spliced from 5 exons. The coding region runs from base 1 to 1095 and encodes 364 amino acids. Lineage: Eukaryota; Fungi; Ascomycota; Eurotiomycetes; Eurotiales; Aspergillaceae. The record is from RefSeq and is a predicted model, not a curated record.
AUGUUUAAAUUCAUAUCUUGGCUCUCUCGUUCUGGUCGAAAGAGCGCUCAAACAAAACCCAAGGAAACAGAUUCCACGAUUAAUCAAGAACCAGUCAUCACCGAGGGUGACGGUUCUCGUCCUCCCCCGUAUCCACAGGAACAGGCAUUCACUCCCGGAAUCGAAGCACUCUGGAGCCCACAAGGGAGUAAAAUCGAUAUCGUCUUGGUCCCUGACCCAGGUGCUGGUCCCGUCACUGCUGAGCCGUGGCCCAAGACUCUUCUUCCAUCCGAAAUGCCUGCAGCUCGUAUUCUCGCUUUUUCUUAUGCGCAAAAUACAACUGACCGAAAGACCGGGGUUUUGGAAAAGUUUAUUUGUGACCUCGCGGUGAAUUUCCUGGAUUCUCUUUCAUCGUAUCGUGAGAAGGACUACACAAAUGAACGACCGAUCGCAUUCUUUUGCCACGCAUUGGGUGGACUUGUCUUGUUGAACUCGAGCGAGCAGAGAAAGCCUGCCCUUUGCAAAAUUUUUGCUUGCACCCGUGGUAUUAUUUGUCUUGGCACACCAUUCAAUGGAACUGGUCUUGCUAAUUGGCUUCAAUCCAAACACGAUUAUAUCGGUCUCUCCAAGCAGGAGAACAUCGAGACCGUCGAUUUUCUCAGGAAUAACUCAGACCAGAUAUUUGACCGGAUUACAGACCAAUGGAAGCGUAUAGUUAACAAACCUCGUGGGAGAUUAUCGCCGAUCGAUGCAACUUUUUUCUACGAGGAGUCGCUUCCAGAUGUUGACUGUUUCAUGCAAAAAGUCUCAGCCACUCUACUAGGUUGUUCUUUGAUUGGAAUUCCCUGUAAUAACGGGGAUAUGACGAAAAUCACCAAUGCUGGCGACCCCUUGUUUCUAGCCAUUUCUGAAAAGCUGCAUCAUUUGGUUGCAGAUGCAGAUACAAACGCAAGGCACCAGGAAAUUCCAUCAACUGCACAGUACCCUCUCACUGUUGCAAACCAGACUGGCAACCACAACUGCCAGUACAAUAAAUUUGGUACCUUUGAUGACCAGCAGAAAAUUGUGGAAGGUAGUUAUUUUGAUGCGAAGGGAGAUCAGUAUUUCAGCUGGUAG